Messenger RNA from Pseudozyma hubeiensis SY62, 1596 nucleotides. RefSeq lists its product as hypothetical. NCBI's taxonomy places the organism in Eukaryota, Fungi, Basidiomycota, Ustilaginomycetes, Ustilaginales, Ustilaginaceae. Gene Ontology annotation, cellular component: plasma membrane. The transcript has a single exon. Gene Ontology annotation, biological process: transmembrane transport. The record is from RefSeq and is a predicted model, not a curated record. The coding region runs from base 1 to 1596 and encodes 531 amino acids. Gene Ontology annotation, molecular function: transmembrane transporter activity.
AUGUCGCAGCAGUACUCGUACGGCGGCGGAGGUUCAGGCGGCUACCCGCCCCCGCCUCCCCAGAUGCAGCAACCAGGCUCGUACGCCCAGGGAAACUACCAAGGUCAACCUCAGGGCGCCCAGGAUCAGUACUACAACGGCCAGCAGCCGCAAGGAAAUGCUCCUCAACAGUACUACGGUGGUGACCACAAACAGCCCCUCAAACCCGAAGGCUUCGAAGGCCAACGUCUCGAACCCAAACCCAAGUUCCGCGAUCCCAUCUUUCUCGUCCUCUUCCUCGCCGUCUUUGGCGGCUUCAUCGCUCUUUCCGUCAUCUGUCUUCGCGGCUAUUCCAACUCCAAUAUCAACGAAUCCAUCGGUCAAGGCAAUGUAGCUGGUAACACGCUCAACGGCCAGACCGCCAUCAUGUUCAUGAUCUGCUGCGCUGUUGCCCUCGUCUUGUCCUUCAUCUACAUCUUGCUCGUUCGAACCUUCCCCAAAUUCAUCCUCGAGGCUACCCUGCUCUUGACCACGCUCGCCAACGUCGCUUUCUGUGUCUACCUCUGGGUCCGAGGCAACACCGCUGCCGCCAUCAUCUUCACCAUCUUUGCCGUGUUCAGCGUCAUCGCCUACUUUUUCAUGCGCAAACGUAUCCCGCUCGCAAAGCUCAUCCUCGUCACCGUCAUUCGCACUGCUGAGCAGUACAAGAGCGUCUACGUCGUUGCUCUCGGCGGUCUGAUCGUCGAAACCGCAUUCAGCGCUUGGACCAGUUGGGUGGUGGUCGCCACCUACCAGCGUUUCGAGCCCUCAGGUCAGGCAGCAGGUAGCAGCUCCAGCAACGCUUCUGUCAUCGGCUUGAUGGUCUUCAUCGUCUUCUCCUACUACUGGAUCUCCGAAGUCAUCAAGAACGUCGCCUUCACGACCGUCGCCGGUAUCUUUGGUGUCGCCUACUACAACGCCAACAAGGUCGCCCACGCUGCUUGGGGCGCUUUGCGUCGAUCCAUGACCUACAGCUUGGGUUCCAUCUGCUUUGGCUCGCUCAUCGUGGCCAUUCUCGACAUGCUGCGUGCCCUGUUCAAUCUGCUCCAAAGUCAGGCUGCUUCAGAUGGCGAUUUGACCGGUCAGAUUCUUGCUUGCGUCGCAGGCUGCUGUGUCGCUUGCAUUCAGGGGCUCGUCGAAUACUUCAACCGCUACGCCUACAUCAACAUCGCCCUUUACGGAAACGGCUACAUUGCAGCUGCCAAGGAAACCUGGUCUCUCCUCAAGGACCGAGGUAUCGAUGCACUCAUCAACGACAGCCUCGUCAACAUCGUCUUCAACUGCGGCGCCUUCAUCGUUGGACUGCUCACGGCGCUCUUCGCCUUCAUCUACGAGCAAAAGACCAACCCGCAGUACCUUCAGAACGACUCGGGUUACUACUCCAUCAUCUUGUUGGUCGCCUUCGGUCUCGGCUUCAACAUCGCUCUCAGUGUCGGAUCAGGAAGCAUCGCCAGCGGUGUCAGCACGUACUUUGUGGCUUUGGCCGAGGAUCCGUAUGUGCUGCAAGGAAAGAACCCGGAGCUGUUCGAGAUGAUCCGUCAACAGUAUCCUCGCGUCGUUCAGGGCGUCGGUCACUAA